Messenger RNA from Penicillium cosmopolitanum, 1191 nucleotides. RefSeq names its product cytochrome P450. The transcript has 5 exons. The coding region runs from base 1 to 1191 and encodes 396 amino acids. Lineage: Eukaryota; Fungi; Ascomycota; Eurotiomycetes; Eurotiales; Aspergillaceae. Gene Ontology annotation, molecular function: iron ion binding; monooxygenase activity; heme binding. The record is from RefSeq and is a predicted model, not a curated record.
AUGCUCCGCAAUGAAAAGCGCCUGGAUUUCAUUACAGCGCUGGCAGAUAAACUUGUCAAUGGUGUGCAUGGUUUCGAGCCAAUGCUUUCAAUGACAAGCGAUAAAAAGAUUUUACACGCCGUGACCAAGCACUCGCUUAAUCGACAUUUGGUUCGUCAGGUUUGGACUGAUGAGCCUGAAUAUCACGAAGUUAUGUUGAAAGACUCCGUGUGGAAGAUGUUUGGACAGAUAAUGUCUAGGACAUUCAUUAACGACAAGGACUUUUACCGCAAUCCCGAGUGGGUAAAUGCGAGCUCAGAGUAUGUCGAGCUGUCAGCUCUAGCUGGAUAUGAGCUACGAGCCUUUCCAAGAUGGGCAAAGCGUUGGGUCGCACCAUUCCUUCCUAAUUGUCGGAAGCUUCAGUCCCUUUUCAAACAUAUCAACACUCUCUUGGAACCCUUAAAGGAAAAGUUAGAUGGGAAAAAAUUAGAAAUUGACUCUAAAAGCCCACUGAGCUUCUUGCAUCAAAAGCUGGACGGUCAACCAGAUGCGCUAGCAUCUAUGCUAAUCGCUCUCUGUUUGGUGUCAUAUGAUGGGGGAGGAGAGUUGUUUACCCAUGUUCUUCACUCGGUCUUCACAAAUGAUCAACUGAUACGUGACCUCCGUUCUGAGAUUGUGAAUGUUGUUGGGGAUAAAGGCUUUAACAAGAAUACCUUACAAGGUCUCGUACUCAUGGACAGUGUUUUGAAGGAGGCUAUGCGUAUGCAUCCUGAGUCUGUUCUCCUGAUGCAACGAAUCGCUUUAGAAGAAGUCGUAUUACCCGAUGGUCUUAUUAUACCCAAAGGAACGCCCCUUUUGGUGUCUGGCUGCCAUAUCAUUGACGGUUCCAUUUGGCCUGAUGGCGACAAAUUCGACGGCUACCGAUUUUUUAACCUACGCCAGAAGGCGGAUUCCUCUACAAAUCAGGCGGCUUACAACUUCACAUCAACAUCUCCAGACCAUUUUGGCUUUGGCCAUGGAUCUCAAGCAUGCCCUGGAAGGUUCUUUGCAUCGUAUAUGCAGAAGAUUUUGCUGUGCCAUGUGCUGAUGAAGUACGACAUUUCAGUCACUAUCCCAAAGGAGGGCGCAUGGUUUCAACGUGGAUACACACAUGUGGCUCAUCCAGGACUAAAGGCUCACGUCAGGCGACGAAAAGAGGAGAUCCCAUUGUGA